Cephus cinctus (wheat stem sawfly) is the source of this 4758-nucleotide messenger RNA. It is a transcript of the gene Sf3b1, whose product is annotated as splicing factor 3B subunit 1. Gene Ontology annotation, molecular function: mRNA binding. Gene Ontology annotation, biological process: spliceosomal complex assembly. The record is from RefSeq and is a predicted model, not a curated record. Gene Ontology annotation, cellular component: U12-type spliceosomal complex; U2 snRNP; catalytic step 2 spliceosome. The coding region runs from base 1034 to 4519 and encodes 1161 amino acids. The transcript has 15 exons. Lineage: Eukaryota; Metazoa; Arthropoda; Insecta; Hymenoptera; Cephidae.
AUUAUCAUUCUCUAUCUAUGGAUAACCAUAACUGCAAUGGACAAUCUAGAUCCAAUAAGAUCCAUAUGCAAAGUGAAGCAUUUGCUGAUACGCAGGUGACAAUCAAAACGGCCUCACAAAAACCUGUAGAUAUGAAAGUCCUUGUCUAUCAGUUAUGCCACUCUUUACAUGCAGAAAUUUAAGUAUCUAAGUUAACGUGUUGUUACAAGCCGAGUUAUAUAUUAAGCCUUCUCACGCCUGAGAGUUCUCUUUUGCAUCACUUUUUCUAGUUACAUUUGAUACACUGUAUGUCCUUCCAUCGUAGGAUGUCAUACUUAAUGAUAAUGCUGCGCCAUAUACUGUAAUGCAAGAGACCAAUUCCAAUUCUUGCUUUUUGAUCUGGACAAAUCUUAUGGUCUUUUAAAUUCUAUAUUGACUUCUCUGGCAUUACUUGUAUAGGGAACAUGCUAUAUGUUAUAGCAUUGCGAAUAUCUGGUUGCAAACGAAGCGAAUGAAUGAGUCUCUUCCGUAACACAUUACUAAUGUGAACAUUCUUUUUCCAAUCUUAGUGACGGUCAGCACAUUCGGAUCAUCUGCUUACCGAGGAAUCUAUGUCGAAGGUUAAGCGACCACGAGUCGUAGUCUUCCGUAAUGAGUCCGUUCGUCUAAUUGACACGACAAAACAUUAAUCGUUUAAAAGAUAUAAAAGAAUAGUGAUUCCAUCAUUUUACAUCACAAAUGGUUUACCACAUACUUUCUUUGAGUUUCUUCAGAUUCUCUGAAUAACAUUUAUCCAACAAUAUCACAUGGCUAUAAAGAAUUCCUCUCUGUUAUGUCGUGUCAAGCGGUUCGUCCAGACGUCCUUUUAAAGGCAGUUACUAGAAUGAGUGGUCCGAAUGCAUAUAUUAUUAAUAACGAGAAUGAGUUGAUUUUUAGAUGGCUAAAGUAUUUUUCGAUGCGGAAGACUUGAGCGGGAAUCUUAGCUCACUGCGUCGACGACGAAUCUUCACGCGGUAAGACACCGGACAUCGGAUCUAGGACUUAUACGGAGAUUAUGCGAGAGCAGCUGCUCAAAGGAGAAGAAACUGAGUUGAGAAAGAAACUGGUGGAGAAAGCGAAGGAUGGCACACUGAAAGCCAAUGGAGAGCCAAAACCUGCUCCUAAAAAACGUGGUCGGUGGGAUCAGACUGAUGACGCUCCUACGCCAAAAAAAUCAACUGGCACAGCUGCUACACCAACUUCCUGGGACAAUGCAGAUGUAACUCCUGCUGCUAUACGGUGGGAUGAGACACCAGGUCAUGGCAAAGGAGGUGAAACUCCUGGUGCCACACCUGGUGUUAGUACUAGAAUGUGGGAUGCUACUCCAGGGCAUGCGACUCCUGGUGCGGUUACUCCUGGUCGAGAGACUCCUUCGCAUGAAAAGGCUGUCUCCAGUCGGCGAAACAGAUGGGACGAGACGCCUAAAACAGAAAGAGAAACGCCAGGACACAAUAGCGGUUGGGCUGAGACUCCCAGGACGGAUCGUGUGGCCGGAGAUUUGAUUCAGGAAACACCUACGCCGUCUGCAAGUAAACGCAGAAGUCGUUGGGAUGAGACACCAUCUAAUCAAACUCCAGGAUCAAUGACACCGCAGACUCCAGCCACACCUUUGACUACUCCGCAUCAAAGUUCUAUACUGACUCCUAGUGGAGUCACUCCGACAGGGCCAAAAGCUAUGGGAUUGGCCACUCCGACACCUGGACAUCUCAUGUCCAUGACUCCUGAACAACUUCAGGCUUAUCGUUGGGAACGAGAAAUCGAUGAACGUAACAGACCACUUUCGGAUGAUGAAUUGGAUGCUAUGUUUCCACCAGGAUACAAAGUUCUUCAACCGCCUGCUGGAUACAUACCCAUCAGGACUCCUGCCAGGAAACUUACAGCAACACCUACUCCUGUUGCCGGAACUCCUCAUGGAUUUUUCAUCCAGACUGAAGAUAAAAGUGCUAAAUUCGUGGAUAACCAACCAAAAGGCAAUCUUCCUUUCAUGAAGCCUGAGGACGCUCAGUACUUUGACAAACUUCUAGUGGACGUUGACGAAGAGUCUUUGAGUCCUGAGGAACAGAAGGAACGUAAAAUCAUGAAGCUUUUGUUAAAAAUAAAAAACGGUACACCACCUAUGCGUAAAGCAGCACUGAGGCAGAUCACCGACAAAGCCAGAGAGUUUGGUGCUGGUCCAUUGUUCAAUCAGAUUCUGCCGCUUCUUAUGUCACCCACAUUGGAGGAUCAGGAACGUCAUCUUCUUGUCAAAGUCAUUGAUAGAAUACUCUACAAGCUUGAUGACCUCGUAAGACCCUACGUUCACAAAAUCUUGGUCGUUAUCGAACCAUUACUUAUCGAUGAGGAUUACUAUGCCCGUGUGGAAGGUCGUGAAAUUAUAUCGAACUUGGCUAAGGCUGCAGGGUUGGCCACAAUGAUCUCUACAAUGAGACCCGACAUUGAUAACAUUGACGAAUACGUCAGGAAUACCACAGCCAGGGCCUUCGCCGUCGUUGCAUCAGCUCUUGGAAUUCCAUCGCUGUUGCCUUUUCUAAAGGCUGUAUGUCGUAGUAAAAAAUCCUGGCAGGCUCGACACACUGGCAUAAAGAUUGUUCAGCAAAUAGCAAUUCUCAUGGGCUGUGCAAUUUUGCCUCACUUGAAGAGCUUAGUAGAAAUCAUUGAACACGGACUGGUCGAUGAGCAACAAAAGGUUCGUACUAUCACAGCUUUGGCUAUUGCUGCCUUAGCCGAAGCUGCGACUCCCUAUGGUAUUGAAAGUUUCGAUUCUGUUCUAAAACCAUUGUGGAAAGGUAUAAGGACUCAUCGUGGAAAGGGCUUAGCUGCUUUUCUCAAAGCUAUUGGUUACCUUAUCCCUCUUAUGGACGCCGAAUAUGCGAACUAUUAUACUCGUGAAGUGAUGUUGAUUCUCAUACGGGAGUUCCAGUCGCCUGACGAGGAGAUGAAGAAGAUUGUAUUAAAGGUCGUUAAACAAUGUUGCGGUACCGAUGGUGUGGAAGCGCAAUACAUAAAGGACGAAAUUCUUCCACACUUUUUCAAACAUUUCUGGAAUCAUCGUAUGGCACUUGACCGUAGAAAUUACAGACAGUUAGUAGACACCACUGUGGAGAUAGCCAACAAAGUUGGCGCUUCAGAAAUAAUAAAUCGCGUAGUCGAUGACCUUAAGGAUGAAAAUGAGCAAUACAGAAAGAUGGUCAUGGAGACAAUUGAAAAGAUUAUGGGUAAUUUGGGUGCGGCCGAUGUGGACUCUCGUUUGGAGGAACAACUCAUUGACGGAAUCCUUUACGCUUUUCAGGAACAGACAACUGAGGACGUGGUGAUGCUCAAUGGCUUCGGUACUAUUGUCAAUACAUUGGGUAAACGUGUAAAGGCUUAUCUACCUCAAAUUUGUGGUACGAUUCUCUGGCGAUUGAAUAACAAAUCGGCCAAAGUUCGUCAACAGGCUGCAGAUCUUAUAUCGCGAAUUGCAGUCGUGAUGAAGACUUGUCAAGAGGAGAAACUUAUGGGACAUUUGGGUGUUGUCCUUUACGAGUAUCUAGGUGAAGAAUAUCCUGAGGUACUUGGCAGUAUUCUUGGAGCUUUGAAAGCUAUUGUAAAUGUAAUCGGAAUGACAAAGAUGACUCCACCUAUAAAGGAUCUACUACCUCGUCUGACGCCGAUCCUCAAAAACAGACACGAGAAGGUGCAAGAAAACUGUAUUGAUCUUGUUGGAAGAAUAGCAGACAGAGGUCCGGAAUAUGUUUCAGCCAGAGAAUGGAUGCGCAUUUGUUUUGAGUUGUUGGAACUCUUGAAAGCUCAUAAAAAAGCUAUUCGCAGAGCCACAGUUAAUACAUUCGGUUACAUAGCUAAAGCUAUCGGCCCGCACGACGUUCUCGCGACGCUUUUAAACAAUCUGAAGGUGCAAGAGAGACAAAAUCGCGUUUGCACUACUGUCGCAAUAGCCAUCGUAGCUGAAACUUGCAGUCCAUUCACAGUACUACCAGCCCUGAUGAACGAGUACAGAGUUCCUGAGUUAAAUGUACAGAAUGGAGUACUAAAAUCCUUGUCAUUCUUAUUCGAGUACAUCGGUGAGAUGGGUAAAGAUUACAUCUAUGCAGUGAGUCCUCUCCUGGAAGAUGCUCUUAUGGACAGAGACCUGGUACACAGGCAAACAGCCUGUGCAGCAAUAAAACACAUGGCACUCGGUGUCUAUGGAUUUGGUUGUGAAGAUGCUUUAAUUCAUCUCCUGAAUCACGUAUGGCCGAACGUUUUCGAAACUUCCCCGCAUCUGGUACAAGCUUUCAUGGACGCCGUGGAUGGUCUUCGUGUCGCUCUAGGUCCGAUUAAGAUACUUCAGUAUACGCUACAAGGAUUGUUCCAUCCUGCGCGGAAAGUGCGCGACGUUUAUUGGAAAAUAUAUAAUUCGCUUUAUAUCGGUGGUCAGGAUGCACUAGUCGCCGGCUAUCCCAGGAUCAUGAAUGACCCAAAGAAUCAGUACAUCAGGUACGAGCUCGAUUACGUCUUGUAAUCGGAUGCUUGGGAGCGUCGUUAUUCUGUACAUUAAUAAGUUCUAUUCCGUAGCAUAAUCAGGUUUAUUAUUUGUUUGUAAUAUUGCACCUAGCGUUAGGGCAGAAUAAAGUACUCGAUGUUAUUUAUACCCGGACUAAGUUCACUGUCGAUGAUGGUUUUAAAAUCUGUCGUGUUGACAGCCUCGCAGUGAGAAAGUCGAUACAUCAGUGUCAAUAAAGAAUUCUUCUGUCUGCAAAA